Molecule: messenger RNA, 2114 nt
Organism: Alosa sapidissima (American shad)
Lineage: Eukaryota; Metazoa; Chordata; Actinopteri; Clupeiformes; Clupeidae
Product: E3 ubiquitin-protein ligase TRIM35-like
Exons: 6
Coding region: 378-1820 (480 amino acids)
Molecular function (GO): zinc ion binding; protein binding
Source: RefSeq, a predicted model, not a curated record
GUCCCAAGGCAAGAGGUGGAUGAAGAAAGGGUUAAAUGACUGAACCUUCCAAAGUAAUGAAGUGCUGUCCAAUCAGAAACCUUUGGGCUUGUCAAGAGUCCCUUCCACCUGAUUGAGGAAAUGAACCUGAGGGAUGUUUUGCUGUUCAGUUGCAGUACAGGAUAUGAUAUGAUUCUUAGACAAAAAGGUACAAAUUAGUGGUGUUUUAAACAACAGUUCAGAAGACUGGAGACUCUGUUGGAGUGUUGUGUUGACAUAUCGGGAUUAAUUUCUGUCAGGAUUCUGAUUCAGACUGCCUCACAAGUUUUCAGAGCAGUGAAAGUGAAAGCAGAUAUCGUAAACAGGCAGCAGUGUAGACCAACAGGUAUAAAGAGAAAAUGGCCGCCAUGUCUGUCUCCGAAGAGGAUUUGUGCUGUCCUGUGUGCUGUGAAAUCUUCAAGGAUCCAGUUCUUCUGAUCUGCACUCACAGCAUCUGUAAAGCCUGUCUGAAGCAGUUCUGGAAAACCAAAGGAGCCAAGGAAUGUCCAGUCUGCAGGAAAAGAUCCUCAAGAAAUGAGCCUCCAUCUAACCUACACCUGAAGAACCUGUGUGAGAAGUUCCUUCAGGAAAGAAGUCAAAGAGAGCCCUUCUGCAGUCUGCACCGUUCAGAACUCAAGCUCUUCUGUGAAGAUGACACACAGCUUGUGUGUGUGGUGUGUCGAGACUCAAAACUCCAUACAAACCACAAAUGCAGUCCCAUCGAUGAAGCAGCACUUGAUCGUAAGGAAGAACUGAAAGUCAAACUGCAGCCCUUACAGAACAAGCUGGACACCUUUAAAAAGGCUAAAGAAACCUGUGAAGAAACCGCCCAACACAUUACAUUCCAGACCCAACACACAGAGAGGCAGAUCAAGCAGGAGUUUGAGAAGCUUCACCAGUUUCUACGAGAUGAAGAGGCAGCCAGGAUAGCUGCACUGAGGGAGGAAGAGGAGCAGAAGAGUCAGAUGAUGAAGGAGAAGAUUAAAAAGAUAAUCAGAGAGAUCUCAUCUCUUUCAGACACAAUCAGAGCCAUAAAGAAGGAGAUGGAAUCUGAUGACGUCACAUUUCUACAGGUCUACCUCAUUUCACCCUGUGUUUUCCAGAACUACAAGAGCACAGUGGAAAGAGCCCAGUGCACACUGCAGGAUCCAGAGAGGGUUUCAGGAGCUCUGAUCAAUGUGGCAAAGCACCUGGGCAACCUGAAGUUCAGAGUCUGGGAGAAGAUGCAGGAUGUGGUUCAAUACACUCCUGUGACUCUGGACCCCAACACUGCACACCCAGAACUCAUCCUGUCUGAUGAUCUGACCAGUGUGAGACACAUACGUGGUGGUGGGGAGCAGCAGCUUCCUGAUAACCCAGAGAGAUUUGAUCAGUAUCACAGUGCCCUGGGCUCCGAGGGCUUUAACUCAGGGACUCACUGCUGGGAUGUGGAGGUUGGAGACAGUGAUAGCUGGACCCUGGGGGUGAAGACAGAGUCUGGGGAGAGGAAGGGAGGGAGUUCCAAUAUGAAUGGACUCUGGAAAGUGUUUCAUUCUUAUGGUAAUUAUGCAGCAUGCUCCCCAUUCCAGCCAGACACUCCCCUCACAGUGAAGCAGAAACUCCAGAGGAUCAGAGUGCAGCUGGAUUGGGACAGAGGAAAACUCUCAUUCUCUAACCCUGAUAAUAACACACACUUACACACCUUCAUAUACACUUUCACUGAGAGAGUGUUUCCAUGUUUUUACACAUGGACAUCUCUGAGUAUCUUACCAGUGAGUAGAGCGGCUCAGGUAGAGUUCACACACCUGCUGCAGUAUCAGUAGAGCAGCUCAGGUAGAGUUUACACACCUGCUGCAGGAGAGAAGCUUCCGGCAAUAAGGAAGUGCUGAACUCUAUUUUUGCCAUUAUGUUCAUUUUAAGUUAUGGAGGUUCUGAUAUUUUUUAUUUACUUAUUUUACUUUCAUUGGUAAUUGCCAAUAAAAAAUAAUUCAGAUGUUGGCUCUGUGCUGAUUCUUACUGGAGCUUUUGUUUAAACAUGUCUGCCAUACUGUCCUGCCUUGUUGCUUUUACAAAUGGAAUGUACGUACUAAGUAAUGCAAUAAACUACUUCAUAUUGA